CAACCGGGAGAGGCUCUCCACGGCGAUCAGAGCAGCCCUGUGCACGCUGGCAGUUCCGCUCUGCUGUGGGGAGACAGUAGAGUGCCAACAAAACCCAACCGGGACAAAGACACGGAAUAACAUGGCUGCCAUGACCAUAGACCCUUUGGAGCAGCCUCGGAUGUACCAACAGAGUCUGCUUCAGGACGGACUGUGUGACCUCUUGGAGAACGACAAGUUUGUGGACUGUGUCCUCAAAAUUCAGGACCAGAAGUUCCCCUGCCACCGCUUGGUUUUGGCUGCUAGCAGCCCCUUCUUCAAGGCCAUGUUCUUGUCCGACCUGGAGGAGAGCAAGAAGCGCGAGAUUGUCCUCAAAGACGUGGAGCCGGGUAUUAUGGGGAUGAUUCUGAGAUACGAGUAUACGUGUGACUUUAAUCUGACGGAACAGAACGUCCAGGAUAUCAUCAUGGUUGCCAACAUGUACCAGAUCCCCUCCAUCUUUUCAGUAUGUGUGUCCUUCCUCCAAGAGAAGCGGGUGUUUGGAAUCUCCUAGGCUAUCUUCAGGCUAGGUCUGCUGCAACAAAUAAAAAGGCUCGCUCUGACCGCUAGAGAGUUCAUCUGCGAGCGCUACCAGGUUAUUGUCAGGCACCAGGACUUCCUGCAGCUGGGCCCGAGCGAGUUGGCCAUCAUCAUCACCUCAGACGCCCUCAACAUUGAUCGGGAAGAGCAGGUGUUUGAGUCCCUGAUGGACUGGGUCAGACAUGACGAGACCAACCGGGUCAAGGACCUGCCGGAGCUGCUGCACUGUGUCCGUUUCCGGCUCAUACCUUUGGAUUACUUCAAAGAAAAAGUGGAGAGCCACCAGUACCUGCGGUUCAGCCAGGACAUCAAGAAGGAGUUGGAUCUCGUCAACGAUGCUUACAGGGGGCGUCUCCCAAAGCCCAGUAAGCCCAGCGACGAUGGGGCAGAGGGAGGAGAAGGAAGGGAGGAGGAGGACGAUGAGGAGGAGGAAGGAUACCUGCCGGGUAUACUCAACAACAACCCUCGCUUUGGGAUGUUUGAGCUGGAGCUGAUACUUAUGAUCAGCGACACUGGGACUGUGGCGUAUGACCCGGUUGGAAAUGAGUGCUUUGUGGCCUCUGAGUCCACAGAAAUUCCCAAAAACCACUGUAGCCUUGUUACCAAGGAGAACCAGGUGUUUGUUGUCGGAGGACUUCUCUACAACGAAGAAAACAAAGACGAACCAUACAGCUCCUACUUCCUGCAGUUUGACCCAGUGAGUUCAGAGUGGUUAGGGAUGCCCUCGCAACCCAGCCCCCGCUGUCUGUUCGGCCUGACCGAAGCGGAAAACUCCAUCUUUGUCGUCGGAGGAAAGGAACUGAAGGAGGGCGAGCACGCCCUGGACUCAGUCAUCAUCUAUGACAGACAGUCAUUCAAAUGGGGAGAAUCAGACCCGCUGCCUUAUGAAGUGUACGGCCAUGGAACCGUAUCACACAAAGGUCUAGUCUACGUGGUUGGAGGAAAAUCUGAAAGCAAGAAAUGCAUGCGAAGAGUCUGUGUCUACAACCCCACGAAGUUUGAGUGGAAGGACCUGGCUCCCCUGAAGACGGCCCGCUCCCUGUUUGGUAUCACCGUGCACCGAGACCAGAUCUACGUGGUGACCGGCGUCACCGACUCAGGCCUCACCAGCACCGUGGAAGUCUACGACAUCGCCACCAACAGGUGGUCUGAGUUCACAGAGUUCCCUCAGGAGCGCAGCUCCCUCAAUCUGAUCUCGAUGGGAGGCUUCCUGUACGCUGUGGGGGGCUUUGCUAUGAUGCCCAGUGAAACCAGUGAGGAGCCCGUCCCAACAGAGAUGACGGACAUCUGGAGGUACGAUGAGCCAGACCAGUGCUGGAAUGGGAUUUUGCGAGAGAUUAGCUAUGCAGAGGGAUGCACUAUUCUUCCAGUGCGCCUCAACACUCUGCGCCUCACCAAGUUAUAACCCAUCCGACCUGUUGGCGGCGCCAGCAGGUUAACGCAGUGGCAUCGCAGUGCACUCGUUGUGGAGAGUGGUCCCACAUUGGCUUAAGGUACAAGCCAAGGUUUCAAGGCAACGAUUGAACGUGGUCACUGAAGAUGAAAAGUAUUAUGUUUAGCAGCAGGGGGAGACGUGUUCAGUCCAAGUGAGGCUUUAACAACAUUCAUUAUAAUAUCACACCAAAGAGUUUAAAAACAGUCCAAAUGUUGAUUUACAUUGUUUGUACAGUGUACAUCUGUUUUGUUUGUCAUUAUUUCAUAAAAUUCUUUUCAUAACA
This is a messenger RNA of Gasterosteus aculeatus aculeatus (three-spined stickleback), 2276 nucleotides long. RefSeq names its product kelch-like protein 40a. Gene Ontology annotation, molecular function: protein binding. Lineage: Eukaryota; Metazoa; Chordata; Actinopteri; Perciformes; Gasterosteidae. The record is from RefSeq and is a predicted model, not a curated record.